UAAACUUUUCUUUUUCCCUAACUGGCAGUUGCAGUCGUGCAGAAUGGCGGACCUCAGUCUUGUAGAUGCAUUGACAGAUCCACCUCCAGAGAUUGAGGGAGAGAUAAAGCGAGACUUCAUUGCCACACUGGAGGCUGAGCCCUAUGAUGACACUGUGGGAGAAACUGUGGAGAAGACUGAGUAUAUUCCUCUCAUGGAUGGUGAUGAGAAAAUUGGGAACCCAGAGUCCAAAAAGAAACCAUGCUCAGACACUAGCCAGGCUGACGGUAUUCCAUCUUCUAAACCAACUCUUCUAGCCAAUGGUGAUCAUGGAAUGGCAGCUAAUAUCACUACAGGGUCUCCUACUGACUUCCUUGAAGAGAAAAUGGCCUACCAGGAAUAUCAGAACAGCCAGAACUGGCCAGAAGAUGCAAGCUUUUGUUUCCAGCCUCAACAAGUGUUAGGUACUAACCAGGCUGAUCCUCUAAAGGUCCACCAUGAUGAUGGCCUGGCAGAUCUGCUCUUUGCCUCUAGUGGACCCCCAAAUGCUUCAGCAUUUAUAGGGCAAAGUGAUCCUCUGGGUGACAAUUACGGUAUGCUUCCCAGGGACUCGCUUGGUCCCAUGGCUGUUGUAUCUCCGGAGUGGUCUGUGGAAGCCUCAAACUCUCCACACCCAGAGUCCUUCAUUUCUCCAGAAGUAGUUAUAGAAACCCUGCAGCCGGCAGCAGAGCUAUCCAAGGAAAUAGAAGUGAAAUCAGUAAAAGAGCAACUUCCAACUAAAGAAUUGGAAAUGAUGGCAGAAGAGAAGACCACUGAUGUGGUACCAUGUAGAGAAACAGAUGUGUCUCUGUCCACAGACAUGACACCAGGCACAGAAACAGAAGUGGCAUUGGCUAAAGAUGCUGAAGAGGCUACCAAACCAGAUGUGAUAUUGUCAGAUGCCUUGCAGCCAUCCAUUGAAUCAGAUAUAUCCCUGGCUGAGGACAUGGAACUAUGUGUAGGAACAGAGGUAACCCCUGUGAAGGAUAUCAUAUUGCCGACAGAAGCAGAUGUAUCUUUGACUGAGGGUAUGGCACCUCCCACAGAAGAUGAAAUGGUCCCAGACAAGGAUGUGACACUGCCCAAAGAAACAGAGAUGACACUCCCGAUAGCAAUGGACUUGGUACCACCUGAGGAUAUGGCACUUGUCAAAGAAACAGAGCUAGCCCCAGUCAAGGGCAUGGUUUCACUGUCAGAAAUAGAAGUGUCCCUGGCAAAGGAUGCUGAGUCCUCUACAGCUGAAGAGAUGGCCCUGCCCUCAGACACCCCUAUGGUUUUGACAAAGGAUGCCACAUUGCCCUUAGAAACAGAGGGAUCUUUGGUCAAGGGCAUGACUCCAUCUCUGGAAACUGAAAUGACCCUGGCUAAGGAAAUUGCUCCACCUAUUGAAACAAAAAUUGACAUGGUCAGAGAUAUGGCUUCACUCCCAGAGUCAGAAGUGUCUCUGGGCAAAGAAGUGGUUACGCUUCUAGAAAAACAGGUGGUGACUGAGUUCAACAGUUCUACCCCACUUUCAGAAAAAGAGGUGGCCUCUGUCAAGGAUAUAUCUCUGCCCCCAGAAACAGAGGCUCCCCUGGGUAAGGAUGCUGUUCUGCCCUCGGAAACAGAGUUGACCCUGGACAACAAUGUGACUCCAGCCAAGGAUAUUACACUACCCUCAGAACUAGAAGUAGCAGCAGUACAAAUUGAAAACAAAGAAAAUGAACAGGCUCAAGAAGAAUUCGGCGAAGACUCCCAGUUACAAUCUGUCCAGCACAAGGGGCAGUCAGCAAUACCUCCUUGCAUGAUUCUACCAGAACCAGUCAAAGCUGCAGACCAACAGUUUAACUUGCCAAUAGAUGAAGGUUCUCUAGAGAACUUAGAGCAAAAGGAAACAUCUGGCAGUCAGCCUUCUGAACUUUCUUCAGGAAUAGCCAGGCAAGAAGAAGGAAAGGCUGCUGUAAGUGUGACAGGAAAUGACAUCACUACCCCACCAAACAAGGAGCUACCACCAAGCCCAGAAAAAAAAGGAAAGCCUUUGGCCACCACUCAACCUGCCAAGACUUCAACAUCGAAAGCCAAAACACAGCCCACUCCUCUCCCUAAGCAGCCAACUCCCACCACUACUGGUGGGUUGAAUAAAAAACCCAUGAGCCUCGCUUCAGGCUCAGUGCCAGCUGCCCCACCCAAACGCCCUGCUGCUGCCACUGCUACCACCAGGCCUUCCACCCUACCUGCAAGAGACGGGAAACCAAAGCCAAUUACAGACGCUAAGAUUCCUGAAAAGCGGACCUCACCAUCCAAGCCUGUAUCAGCCCUCAGACCUGGACCUAAAACCAUCCCAACUGUUUCAAAAGCCACAUCUCCUUCAACUCUUGUUUCCACUGGGCCAAUCAGUAGAAGUCCUGCCACACCUCUGCCUAAGAGGCCCAUCUCCACUAAGACUGAGGGAAAAGCUGCUGAUGUCAAAAGGAUGACUGCUAAGUCUGCACCAGCUGACUUGAAUCGCUCAAAGACCACCUCUGCCAGUUCUGUGAAGAGAAACACCACUCCUACUGGGGCAGCACCCCCAGUAGGAAUGACUGCCCCUCGAGUCAAGCCCAUGUCUGCACCUUCCCGGCCUUCUGUAGCUCUUUCUGUGGACAAGAAGCCCAUCUCAGCUAAACCUAGCUCCUCUGCUCCCAGGCUGAGCCGCCUGACCCCCACUGCCUCUGGCCCUAGUCUGAAGAGUGUUCGCUCCAAGAUUGGGUCGACAGAGAAUAUCAAGCACCAGCCUGGAGGAGGCCGGGCCAAAGUAGAGAAAAAAACAGAGGCAGCUGCCACAGCUGGAAAGCCUGAACCUAAUGCAGUCACAAAAGCAGCUGGCUCCAUUGGGAGUGCGCAGAGACCACCUGUUGGGAAAGUCCAGAUAGUCUCCAAAAAAGUGAGCUACAGUCAUAUUCAAUCCAAGUGUGGUUCCAAGGAUAAUAUUAAGCAUGUCCCUGGAGGUGGCAAUGUUCAGAUUCAGAACAAGAAAGUGGACAUUUCCAAGGUCUCCUCCAAGUGUGGGUCCAAAGCGAAUAUCAAGCACAAGCCUGGUGGAGGAGAUGUCAAGAUUGAAAGUCAGAAGUUAAACUUCAAGGAGAAGGCCCAGGCCAAAGUGGGAUCCCUUGAUAAUGUUGGCCACCUACCUGCAGGAGGCGCCGUGAAGACUGAGGGCGGUGGCAGUGAGGCCCCUCCGUGUCCAGGCCUCCCUGCUGGGGAGGAGCUGGCCAUCCCAGAGGCUGAGCCUGAUGCUGGCGCCCCUACUUCAGCCAGUGGCCUCAGUGGCCACACCACCCUGUCAGGGGGUGGUGACCAAAGGGAGCCCCAGACCUUGGACAGCCAGAUCCAGGAGACAAGCAUCUAAUGAUGACAUUCUGGUUCGUCUUCCAUCUCCCCUAUGUUCCCUCUCUUGUCCGUCCCCCUCGUCCCUCCCCCGUGUUACCCUCUCCCACCCCCCCUCACGUGUCACUGCAGAUUGAGACCUACAGGCUGACGUUCCGGGCAAAUGCCAGGGCCCGCACCGACCAUGGGGCCGACAUUGUCUCCCGACCUCCCCACUUCCCUGGCUGCCCAAGCUUGGGGCCCCGGGCCACGGGCUCCCUUUCCCGGGCUAUCUACUAGAAUUGUAAGCUCUUGGGUGCUGGGCGGCCCUUUAGGCCUCUCUCCCUCCUGCCUAGCUUGCUCAGGCAGCAGCAACCCUGCUGCCUUCACCUUCUUCCACCCUCUUGUGGGCCCAGCUCCAACCUACUAUCCCACCACUGCACCGCUGCUGUAUGGAGAAAGUUGGGAGGAGGGGUAGGAGUCUACUGGCAUCUCUGUGGGAUCUAUGGUGGGGUGCUGGGUUCCAGUCUCCUGAUGUUUGGGUUUUUUGGACCAAACCCAAAAGAAACUGACAAACCCUCCCUCUCUUCCCUGGUCCAACUUGGAGGGACUAGUAGAGGUGAUGAACUCCAGGUGGUGACCAGCACUGACUGAAUCCCCUGGAACCUAAACCACUGCCUUCUCCUUGACCCCCACAGUAGAAGCCACCCUUCAAGUGGUACUAGGCUCUUUUGUGUCAAGUUUCCCACUGCUUAUCAUACCUGAGUAGCUGCUGUCUCACUUUCCUUUUUUCAUGUUUUAUUCUUUUUUUCCAAAUAACCUAUGAACUGGUGGUGUAGUUUGCUGCGGGUUGAAGCCAUGUCUAAAUGAGAGUUCUCAGUAGGUGAUGAAGGAAGCAGGGGAGGAGGUCCUGAGUCUCCUGAGGAGGCUGUCAGGCACUGGGGGCUGCCCUUACUUUGGGCAGCUUGGGAUCCUGUGUGAAGAAAAGUGAGAAGCAGGGCUACUGCCUGGAGAGCAGUUGGACAGCUAGAGCCGGCCAGUGUGACUGGCUGUGCUGGCAUUGCAUGUAUGCUGCCCCUACCCCCAACCCAGAGGCUGUUUUUAGCAUUUGUCUCAUUCCCUGGGAUGCAGUGGUCAUGGUGUGAUACAAAACCAGGGCUGGAAAAACAGAAAUGAAGGUCAAAAUCCCUGACCUGCACCUGCAGGCCAAGGCACCUAAACCCUCACGUCUGGGGGAACCUGAGAUGUCCAGAGUGCAUGUGAGCAGUGGGGAAUCAGGUGUGGAAAUUGAAAACUAGAAUGUGUGAGACUGAGGCCAUCCCACUUUCCUUCUGGUGUGACUGGAAAGGAGGAGAGGCCAGGCCAAUCGUGGGGGCGCAGCCACUCCAGUGCCGUCUAUUUAUGGGUGGGUGGGAUGGCUGCAAUGCUGGGAAAAUCCUGGGAAUUAUAUCAACACAAGAUUCUUAUUGCACUUGUAUUUUUUGUAUUAAAGUUUGCAUGGUUUCUAAUAAAGGAUUCAAACCUAAGUUUGUGGUGAAAUGGCCUGGGAGUGUCUAAGGGCUCCUCUGGUGGGGCAUUUUCUGCUGUGCAGAUUUGCCUGUCAGGAGGCUGGCCCAGAUCUGACCCCCCUUGACCCUCCUCCUGACACAGGCUCCAUCUCUGCUUUGGGUACAGCUUGAGCAGGUAGAGUUCUGUGCUAUCUCUCUACCCAAGGAAGCUAUCCCUGAGCACAUUUUUGAGGCAGCAGUUUUUUUUUUUUUUUUUUCAGAUACCUUUACACCCAGCUCUCCAAACACACACACGGAAUUGCAGGGGCCUGUGGAAAAAGGACUGCCUUAGCCAUGGCGUGGCUGCCUGUAGAAAGCUGCAUGGAGCCUUUAGUGUCAGUAUUUUUUUAGCAUGAAAAGGCAAGAUGGCACUGGAAAGAAGGAAGCCGUGGGGCUGGGGAGCUGAUGGCUGAGGGCAUAAAGGUAUUUGCUAACCUCCUUGAUGUUGGUCCUAAGGCCUUGAUGCUGAAAUUGACAGGAGUCCAUUGGCCAAAGGAUUUGAGACAGGAAGGUGGCCUAGGCUCUCCACAGGUCCAGCUGCCUGGGGUGGUCCCACAAGUCAGAACCUAAGAAGGCUGAUGGGGACCAUAGGCCAUGUGAUGUGUAUACUUUGCAACGCUUGGGGGUGAGAUCUUUCUGUACUUUGAGUUUGCUCAUGGCUUAGCCAUUACCUGUGUCUGUCAAUUGUUGUACUGAUUUAAACAAUAAAGCUGCCUGACAUCCCAUCACA
Messenger RNA from Cricetulus griseus (Chinese hamster), 5619 nucleotides. Lineage: Eukaryota; Metazoa; Chordata; Mammalia; Rodentia; Cricetidae. The record is from RefSeq and is a predicted model, not a curated record.